Messenger RNA from Westerdykella ornata, 1008 nucleotides. RefSeq lists its product as uncharacterized. The record is from RefSeq and is a predicted model, not a curated record. Bases 1 to 1008 code for a protein of 335 amino acids. Lineage: Eukaryota; Fungi; Ascomycota; Dothideomycetes; Pleosporales; Sporormiaceae. The transcript is spliced from 2 exons.
AUGGCUGGGGAGCGAACAACUUCUACAAUACUCUCGACGUCAAAGCCCGAAGCCCAAACCGCGAAACCGCCGAGUUGGCUAGAUAUUUUCGAUGAUCUCAUCAACAAUGACGCCAAAGCCCCAUCAACAUUCCGCACCGGGCACACCGCAAUCAGACUCCCCGACCACGCCCACUAUGGCAACUGGCUUCACAUCAGUCGAGUGCUGUCCGACUCACGGAAGACAGAAAUCGAGACAGAUAUGAGGGCUAUGUGGUGGCAAUGGGAGUCGUCCGUAUACCCGCCCUACAACGGGCCUGGCGUCCCCUACCGCAUGCUUCCCAAAAGCUUUUGGAAACUGAUAGGGCCAGAAUGGGCUCCAUAUCCGAUGACCAAGUCACCCGUUGCUCCAUUUCAGGGACCUCAUACGGCUCUGUUCAACGACGGUCGCCAUUUCCGAGGCUGGUUCAUGCAUGUUCCUCGAUACCUCAAAGCGGAUGAGAUGGCCAUCGCCGAAGAGAAUCUCAAAACUGCCUGCGACCAACCGUGGGAUUGGGGUCGAGCACAUGGAGCCAACCCGGUGAUGCCGCUUAGCGAGAACGACGCGCAUAGGCGAGGUGUAUAUUCUGGUCAGAAAGACAUGGUGACGUUCCUCAAACACGAGUUGCACAUUUCUUUUAAGCGUCAAGAGGAUGAAUACGGGACGUGGAAAAUGGAUCCUCCUCUUUGGUCGAAAUGGACGGAACCUCCGCCAACCUGGUAUCCAAAUCCCUUCCGGCCUUUACUGGCAGUGUUUGCUCCAAAACGACCUCAGGGUAUGGAGUAUUCCCGGCCUCCACCCGAGCUCGAAGUGCUCAGUGACGAUGAUUCAGUGGUGGAGGAGAAUGUUCGAUCUUUAGAUCAGUCGUGGGCUGCACAUGAUGAGGUCUAUAACCGUCUUCUUAUGCCUCCUACGCCCGAGAAGCUUGAAGAUGAUAACGAAAAUGAUGAUUGGGAUUCGAACGAAGCCACUCUCUCUGGACAGACUUGA